This is a messenger RNA of Lytechinus variegatus (green sea urchin), 3631 nucleotides long. Its product is annotated as transient receptor potential cation channel subfamily A member 1 homolog. NCBI's taxonomy places the organism in Eukaryota, Metazoa, Echinodermata, Echinoidea, Temnopleuroida, Toxopneustidae. Gene Ontology annotation, molecular function: monoatomic ion channel activity; protein binding. The transcript is spliced from 20 exons. Bases 1 to 3186 code for a protein of 1061 amino acids. The record is from RefSeq and is a predicted model, not a curated record. Gene Ontology annotation, cellular component: membrane. Gene Ontology annotation, biological process: monoatomic ion transport; transmembrane transport.
AUGGAGGGAGAAGGAGGCUUCAUGCCAACCAGGUUUAGCGAUGUCGGAUCGGUUGAGCUGAACCAACUAUCGACAUCGUUAGGCGAUGUUCAUGUCGAGAUGAACCACGACUACCAACUAAUGAGAACAUCGUCUAUUUCUGUGAAGAGGGAUGGGGAUGAUGAAUGCCUGAAACAAGAUAAGGGAGGGUCUACAGCCCUGUGUUACGCAUGCGCAUCUGGUGACAAGGAUGGUGUCCUGCUACUAAUCAAGGAAGGAGCAAAUAUAUUCAUUACUGAUAUACAUGGAGAUCUACCAUUACAUAUAGCAAUACGGCAUUCACAUACUGAGAUCGUGAAGGCAUUGCUAGAGGCUGGCCAUAGUGAUGGACAUAUCACCAAGAUGCUGAUGUGCCAUAACAAGGGUGGAUUUAUACCGAUAUAUUGUGCUGUGAAGAAUGGCAAUACAGAACUUUACCACUUGUGCUUUAACUAUGUGUCAAGUGAAAUGGAUCGUCUCGCCAUCUUGGAGUGUACAGAUAAGAACAAAGAGUCUCUCCUUCAUGUAGCGUGUUCACACGGAUACAUAGAUUUGGUUCAGUCAAUGAUACAGCAAGGUGCUAAGGUAAAUUGUGUGAACAAGGACCUACACACACCCCUACAUCUAGCAUGUAUAGGGGACCAUGGAGACACAGCACGGUUUCUUGUUGUACAUGGUUGUGACGUCACAUUAGAAGAUUACUCUGGAUUGAAUGCUCUCCAGUUGGCAGUCAAUCACGAUAGUUUCAACUCUCUUAUGAUAAUACUCAAUACUUCUGGACUUCAAUCGCAUGUAGCCAAAGAUGUCCUCAUCUGGUCUGCUAAGCAGAAUAAGGCACAGGCUUUCAAAAUGCUUUUGCAUCACGAAGUUCAUAUUCCAAAUGAAAUCGAUGACGCAAUGCUUACGUCAUUCAUGAUGGACGCCGUGAAGAACAAUUACAAAGAUAUUGUUCUAGUCAUGUUGAGAUGGAAGCGGUCUAUCGUCGAGAGUGUAGACAAACUUGGAAAUACUCCAUUACAUUAUGCAGCCGAUGCUGGGUAUAAUGACAUCAUAAAAGAACUUCUAAGAGCAAAACCACCCGUUGAUGUGAAAAAUUGUGUAUUAGAAGGUGAGCAGACACCGCUUCAUAUGGCAGCAUCGGAAGGGAGGGUAGAAGCAGUUCAUCUUCUUCUCAAUUCAGCUUCUAACAUCAAUCAAACAGAUCUCUUUCAUCGAACCCCACUUCAUCUUGCUUCCAUGAAUGGUCACAUAGGGGUGGUGGAAUUGCUUCUCUUUGGAAAGAGUGACGUCACACAAACAGCAAAUAUAACCCUCUGUGAUGCAUCCGAAGAAAGCUGUCUAGACUACGCCAUUGAUAACGGCCAUGAGAAAGUCGUGAGGAUGAUAAUAAAACAUGAAAGAUGGCGAGAGGUCAUGAAGGCAUCGAGUCUGGAUAAAGAGACUAAUUAUCGGACUACGCCCAUGAGAAAACUCAUCAAUCAUAUGCCAGGUAUGGCAAGACUGGUUCUUGAUCGAUGUAUCACAGUCAAGAAAGACAAGAGAAACAUUGAUGUCGAAUUCUAUUAUGAAUUUUUGGAGGAUUCCUAUUCGACAUGGAUGCGGCCAUCCCAACAAACAGAAGAUUUGAAAAGUGAAGAGAACAAUAAUGAUGAUGAUGGACUAGUAAAUGAGUUUCUACGUCGUGUCUACCGUCCUAUAACAUCAAAUCAGAGCAUAGAAACAGAUCAAUAUGACUCCGAUCAUCGUCUUAAGAAAGAUGCCACGUCAUAUAUCACAGAUCCUACAGAAAAAACCAUCAACCAUCCUCUAUUUCUCAUGGUGUCAUCUCAACACAUGGAGCUUCUCGAUCACCCACUGGUGACUACAUUCCUACAGCAUAAAUGGAACGCGAUAGCUCGUUAUGUCUUCCUAUCAUCUUUAUCUCUCUAUCUAUUCUUCCUGGGCAUGUUGACUGGGUACAUAGCUAUUGUGCCUCCAAACUUCUACAUGAAGUCUUCAAAUCGUUCGAUUGACCCUCCUGAUGUAGUCUGGUUUGCAGAUGGAGAGGAGCGUUGGGUUCAUUCAGUCCAGAGAUCUACCUUGGUAUUCUUCGAUCAGUUUGGACCAGCUGUCAUUGUCGCUCUCUCGGCAGUCAACCUUUUUCGUGAGAUUAUACAAAUGGUUCUUCAAAGGUUGGCCUACUUCAAAAACAUGGACAAUUAUCUUGAGUUGUUUCUCUACAUCGCCGCCAUUUUGUUUGCUCUACCAUUUAGUGAGGUUGAGUAUGUAGACAGUGGACACAUUAAGAAGGACUGGCAGUGGCAGUGUGGAGCUGUGGCAGGCUUUUUUGGUUGGAUAAAUCUUUUGCUCUUCAUUCGUGGAAACUCUAAGCUUGGGAUCUACGUCAUCAUGUUCAUUGAUAUCAUAUGCACAUUCCUCAAGUUUGCAAUCAUUCUGGUGUUGUUCAUCAUGGCAUUCGGCUUGGCCUUCUACGCUCUCUUGAUGAAUCAGAAUCCAUUCAAUCGACUAGGCUACUCCCUGGCCAAGACCUUUGUGAUGAUGAUCGGUGAGCUCGAUUAUGCCAGUAUAUUCUUUGCUCAAGACUACCUUGGAACUCAAAACACUCUAGCUGAUGGCGAUGAUACAUAUUUCUUGAAUGCUAUCUUCUACACAGGACUUACCUAUGUAUUCUUCUGUACAUUUCUCGUUGUCAUGGCAAUUCUAAUGAUGAACAUGCUUGUUGGAUUAGCAGUUGAUGAUAUCCAAGCAAUUCAAAAGAAAGCUAACCUUCAUCGCCUCAAACUGCAGGUGGAAUCAGUAAUGGGGGUGCAGACCAACUUUCCAUUCUGGGUUUGGCGCUCAUCAAUCAUCCGACAGAAGACAUUUCAUUUAAGAGAUAUCAAGAUACAGAAAUGGCUUCAGCGUCUGGUCAACGUUAGGAAGCAACUAGAACGUGCUGUAGAAAUAGGUGGUUCUCAACAGGAUUUCUCUGUGGCUGAGGAGAGGGAAGAGAUAUUUGGUAAAACACAUGAGAAGAUGGAGGAGAUGCUGAGGAAAAUGGAUCAAUUAUCUAAAGAAUUAUUGGAAAGAGAGAAGAAAAGAGAUGUACGGAUGAGUGAAUUACAAAAGGCUCAUGAUACCUUGAACGACCGAUGCGACAUUCUGAAAGCAACACAAGAGCGCUUUUAAAGGGAUACCCCAGGCUGAGGAUAAUAUGAUUUGAACAGAUAAAGAAAAAUCAGACAAACCAAUCAAAUGAAAAAUAACAAAGUUAUAACAGCUAAAGUUUUGCAUUAUUCCGUUGAAGUAGUUAUAGGCUUGUCUUCAUGAAUAAUCAAUGAGCAAAUUGAUGAUGUCAUAACCCCACUUGUUGUAUUGUAUUUCAUUACAUGAAAUUAGAUUUAUUUAAAUAUUUUCCCUUUAAGAACUAAAUCAUUGAAUUGAAAACUGAUUAAGUGCAUGUUAUUAAUUACUGCAACUUAUUUCAAUACAAGGGAGACAUUUUAAUGACACAUGUAUGAAACAAUGAAAAAAACAAGACACGAUUUCGUGUAAUAUCAUAAGAAAAGUGAAAGUGGGGAUGUGACAUCAUCAGCCCACCAAAUGAAUAUUCAUGACGACGUGCAUAUAACUG